UCCUGCAUCAAAACACUGGCUGUGCACUCGUGGAAAAACCGCCCUGCCUGCCUGCCUGCUACUCCUAACCCGUAGCACGGCAUCCUCGUCUCUGCGAGGACACGGGGCAACACUUUUAAUCAUAACCUGACCUCUCAAAUCCGUUUUGUAGUUUUGUAAUGUGGGGCGUGCGUGCCACACACACUACUAAUCCCUGCAUCCUCAGAGAAGGACCAUGAUUUCUGGGACGGUGUUGCCAGGAGGAAGGUGGCGUCUGGGACCUGUUGGAAAUGACAGCUGAAGAAAGCGGACUGAAGCACGGGGAUCACGAUAACAGUAAACGGAGCAGAUAGCGAAGAAACCCCCUCGCGUCACCGUGUAAAGGGGUUGUAGAGAUGGAGUCCCUGAUGAGUGCGGUGGCACCGCGCUCCCCAGCUCCAGCCAAGAAGCUGUCAGAGGUGGACUUCCGGUCGGGGGCCACCCUGGAGCAGUUGUCAGCCCAGGUGUCUGAGCUGGUAGUACUGGAACAGGGAGACUUCGGAGACCAGACCGCCUUAGAGGUUCACACUGCCAAGGACUUUAUCUUCAACAUGCUAGGCUUAGUCCAGAAGGUCGACCAGCGCCUACCGGUGGCCAACGAGUACCUGCUGCUGUCAGGCGGGGCCAGGGAGGGGGUGUUGGACCUCAACCCUGAGGACCUGGGGGACUACGCCAAAGGGGCCGACUUUGACCUGGACUUCACCCUGCUGGUACCCGCCCUCAAGCUCCAUGACCGCAACCAGCCCGUCACCCUGGACAUGAGGCACUCCCCGCCCUGCCACUCGUGGCUCAGCCUGCGCCUCUGCGACUCCAACGUCAUGUCCCGCUGGAGCAUCUGCUGCCAGGAGGAGAAUGGAUUUCCCACCGAGGAAGAUGAGGAGGAAGAAGAGGCAGAAAUGAGUAAAGGCUCCAUCCCCUCCCUGGACUCUCCUCAUUCUCUGGAUGGAUGCUACUUCUCUCCCUCCCUGGUGACUGACUGGUUUUGGGGGGUGGUGAGCGAGGCUGUGGAGGAGCUUAGGCGCAGCCCCCAGAGAGGCAUUCCUACCCCGGACAGACUGGAGAGGAACGGACCCCUCACCACCAUCAUCCUCCAGGCCGGCUCUAGUCGGGUGCUGUACGACCUGCUGCCCGUGGUGUCGUUUCGGGGCUGGCCUGCUGUGGCCCAAGGCUGGCUGACCGCCAACCACUUCUGGGAUGGUAAAAUCACAGAGGAGGAAGCCAUAUCGGGCUUCUAUCUGCUGCCCUGCUGCUCCCCGCUGGGCGGUCGGCCCGACAGGGAGUGGAGGCUGGCAUUCUCACGCAGCGAGGUUCAGUUGAAGAAGUGCAUCCCUUACCCCAUGGCCCAGGCUUUCCAAGCAGCCAGAGCCGUGUUGUCUCGUAUCCUGGCCCGUCCUCGUAGAGGCCUCAGCCUCUACCACCUGCGUACCCUUCUGUUCUGGGCCUGCGAUCGACUUCCCCCCGCCUAUCUGUCCUGCCCUGACGCCGAAACCCCUGGCCGACUCCUCCUAGGUCUCCUGGAUGACCUGGCUCAUUGCAUCCUGGGUAAAAACUGCCCAAACUACUUCCUGCCCCAGUGCAACAUGUUGGAGCACCUCACAGACAGCCAGGCGCUGCUUGUCGCCAGGAAACUUGCCCACGUGCGCUCUGAUCCCAGCGAGCACCUGCGGGCGGCUCUGGACCAAGCCCAGCAGGCGGGCCAGCUGAAGAAGGAGCUCACGGCGAGCACCAACGGCCACGGCUCCCCGGGCAACCCGGCCAGCGGCAUCAUCUCCCCCUCGGAGGACAAGCUGGCGCAGCGACUGCAGCAGCUGGUAACUGAGAACCCUGGGAAAUCCAUAUCCGUCUUCCUCAACCCUGAUGAUGUCACCAGGCCACACUUCCGCAUCGAUGACAAGUUCUACUGAUGCAGACGUGCUGCGGAGAAGACGGCACACCGGAGGUGACGGGGACUGGACGUGAACACACUCCUCCUGUUCACCAUUGUUAGACUGAAAAAUGCAACGAAGCCUUGCUGCUCGACUGACUCUUUAAACCAAAAACACACAUGUCCUACUACUGAGAAAUCACGCAGACGUCGCACAAUACACAUGAUGUCACCGAGCUGUUGCCACGGAGACGGCCCUCUCCUAACGAGCUGGCCUUAAUGAGACUUAUCAGCUGGUGUUAAGAAGACAAGGGCCGACUUAAGUCGUGUGAUAUAAGUCCAAUGGAGCUCAGCACAGAGUGUGUACGUGUGUAUGUGUGUGUGUACGUGUGUGUGUGCGUGUGUGUGUGUGUGUGUGUGUGUGUGUAGAAGACUAAGGGUUAUAACAUUUUACCUACCUUUCUAAAGACAAAGAGAGAAAAGCUCCUUGAUUGCUGCAUUUUUCUCCUUAUCUUAGAGCAGAGUGGCUGAAUUAGAGAGGAGAAACAAGGUGUGGCUGAUGUAACUGAAUGUAAUGUUGUGAGGAGAACUGCCGAGUCUUUGAACAAAGAGUCUCUUUCCUCUGUCAACUACAUUGUAGCCCUCUUUUUGUUUUUACCCCCUUGC
This is a messenger RNA of Anoplopoma fimbria (sablefish), 2548 nucleotides long. It is a transcript of the gene tmem102, whose product is annotated as transmembrane protein 102. Lineage: Eukaryota; Metazoa; Chordata; Actinopteri; Perciformes; Anoplopomatidae. The record is from RefSeq and is a predicted model, not a curated record.